This is a messenger RNA of Vicia villosa (hairy vetch), 1326 nucleotides long. RefSeq lists its product as uncharacterized. The transcript is spliced from 2 exons. The record is from RefSeq and is a predicted model, not a curated record. The coding region runs from base 1 to 1326 and encodes 441 amino acids. NCBI's taxonomy places the organism in Eukaryota, Viridiplantae, Streptophyta, Magnoliopsida, Fabales, Fabaceae.
AUGCUCACCGGGGAAAACAGGAAACAACAACGCAUGUCGGGCACAUCUCCUCCACAUCUUACACCACUCCGGUGCAAAAUCUUGCCAAUUAUCAAUAUUCCACUGGUCGUCGACCCUUUUUUGAUGCCAAGGAUCCAAGCAAGUUGGGUCAGACAGAAUAUCUUGAAGCAUGCCGAACUGCAUUUUAACUCGAUCAGUGGAAAUGGAAUAUUCCGUCAUCUAUUCUGGGCAUUCCAACCAUGCAUCAGAGGGUUUGCGUUUUGCAAACCUAUUAUUGAAAUAGAUGGAACAUAUUUGUACGGGAAAUACAAAGGCACCCUACUGAUGGCAGUCGCACAAGAUGACAACAGUAACGUCUUCCCAAUUGCCUUUGCUCUAGUCGAGGGAGAGAGCGGUGGGGGUUGGAGUUUCUUUCUCAAAAAUUUCAGAACACACGUGGCUCUGCAACCUUGUCUCUGUUUGAUCUCUGAUAGAUAUGCUUCUAUUGUGAGUGCAUACAAUAACCCGACUAAUGGUUGGCAUGACUCCCCUUCUACGCAUGUCUUCUGCAUUAGACAUAUUGUACAAAAUUUCACGCGAGAGAUUAAAGACAGAGCUUUUCGCAAUUUGGUUAUGAACGCAUGGUAUGCAUUAACUCAACCAUCGUUCAAACAUUAUCGCAGAGAGAUCAGAUUAUCAAAUCCAAAUGCAGGUAGUUGGAUUGAUAAUAUUCCAGUGGAGAAAUGGACUAGGUCAUACGACAAUGGACAACGAUGGGGACACGUGACAACAAAUCUUAUUGAAUCAAUGAACGGUGUCUUCAAAGGCAUACGAAACCUCCCUGUAACCACUUUGGCAAAAUCAACAUAUUUUAGGAUGGCUUCGUUGUUUGCACAAAGAGGUGAAAGGUGGGACGCGGUGUUACGAGCUGGACAAUUGUGGAGUGAAUGUUGCACAAGAUUUAUCAAGGCAGAAGGUGCCAAAGCCAACACACAUAUGGUUACGACGUUGACUGACAUAACCAAAAUUUCAUGGUCAAAGAGACAAUCGACCAUAACGAGGGGCUACCAAGACAAGACAUGUGUCCAUUCUCACUUAGAUGCAUUAACACUUUUGUCUCCCAUUUACAAGUCUGAGACCUUGAUCCACGUAUACAACAAUGGCUUUGCAGUGGUAGCAAAAGAGGAUUAUUGGCCUGCGUACGAGGGGAAAAUUGUUGGGCACAAUGACCAAAUGCGGAGAAAUAAAAAGGGCCGUCCCAAAAGUAAGCGUAUCACAACUGAAAUGGACGAGUUUGACAAGCUAGAAAGAAAAUAUGGUUUAUGUCGUCAAGUCGGACACAAUUAA